GGCAUUCCCGAGGAAUUGUACAAUGAGCUUGUGAGAUAUGCAAAGUAUGCAUCUGGCGCAUAUCAAGUCCUGUGCCCGCGUCCGAUGGGAAACACACUAGUUACCCAGUUCACAGAUAUAAUUACGUCUACCCAAGGAUUCGUUGCUCGCGAUGACACAAGGAAAGAACUGGUGAUUUCAUUCAGGGGCAGCCGUGAGAUUGCGAGCGCGAUUAUUGUAGAUACGUCCCUUGUGCUUUCCCCACUACGUGGACCAGGCCUGCCAAAGAAUACAGAUGCCCACGUGCAUACAGGCUUUCUUUAUGCUUUUAGAAGCGUUGGAGAUCGCGUGCUUAAUAUUUUAGGCGAGCAGUUUGAACGAUUUCCGCGGUAUGAGGUAACAGUGUCCGGCAAGCCACGCUGUCAUUCGCUUGGAGGCGCCAUUGCAUGCAUUGCAGCAUUAUCCAUCAGGAACAGUUUCCCUGAUGCUGCGCUGCGAUUAUUCACAUAUGGUCAGCCAAGGACAGGGGAUCCUUCAUUUGCUGAGCUUGUGGAAACUGUGAUCGGAAUGGAUAAUAUUUUUCGAGGCGUGCAUUCGUUCGAUGGCGUGCCGACAAUGAUACCUACGAAGCUGGGCUACAGGCAUCACGGCACGGAAUAUUGGCAGUUCGCCGAACCACCGGCCCCGCGCCACGUACGUAGAUGUGUGGGCAGCGAAGACCCGGAAGGGAGUGCAUCCAUACCAUCGACUGGCAUCAAUCUCCCGCAUAUGGUAUAUUUCGAACAGCCGAUUGCGUCGGAUCCCACCGUUUGUAUCUGA
Messenger RNA from Suillus subaureus, 798 nucleotides. Its product is annotated as alpha beta-hydrolase. Lineage: Eukaryota; Fungi; Basidiomycota; Agaricomycetes; Boletales; Suillaceae. The record is from RefSeq and is a predicted model, not a curated record. Gene Ontology annotation, biological process: lipid metabolic process. The annotation marks the transcript as partial. The transcript has 12 exons.